AUGGGAACUGUGGUUGGAACUGUUGAGGACCGCAGGGAGAUAUUUGAAGGCAGUGUUCAGACAAGGAUCACACCAUUUUCUUCAACGAAUCAGAUUGGAAAUCCUGUUGCCUACAAGCUUGUCCGGGUUGCAGGAGAUGGGAGUCUGGUUCCUGCAACCGAUGAAGAAAUUUUUGAGGUUAACGAGACGGAUAUGCAUAUUGCAUCAGAUGCUUGUCAGACCGUAGGCGACCUUCCCGCUGAAGGUUUACCUUCUCAGCUUUCCCAGCUUGGAAGCUCACAAGCUAACAGAUCAGGUUUAUUGCAGUCUGACAAUGUGGAACCAUGUACUGACCAGUAUAACGAGGAGAUGUUGCAAAAGGUUGAACAGGAAGAGGAGCUUGUCAUGAUACAUGAAUCUCAAAUGCCUUCCACUCCUCCGGAUGCCAACGUCCAGUGUUCUAACGAAAACAACUUGUUGGGUGAGGAUCAAGUCCACCAUGAAGCUUUGCUGCAAGAACCGAUUCCUUUCUCAUCAAAUGAUCAGAAUGGAUGCGAUAUGAAUCAAAUUAGUAACGUCGAGCCAUGCUCAAAUGCAGCAGCUAGUCCAAAUGAAGCUGCAUUGCUUGGUGCUUCUCAAAAACCUGAUUUUUCUUUAGUUAGAGGCGAGAUCUGCUUGGAUAAUUUACCGAUUAAAGCACUGCAAGAAACAUUCAGGGCAACGUUUGGCCGUGAGACGACUGUUAAAGACAAGACGUGGCUCAAAAGGAGGAUUGCAAUGGGACUUAUUAAUUCAUGUGAUGUACCAACAGCUAACCUGAGAAUUAAAGAUAACAAGCUAGUUGGAAAUCAAGAGAAGUCCAAUGAUGUUGUUAGCGAGGAUAUGGGUGAUGAUGUAAGAGCUACUAACCGGAAAGAAGCACCAUCGAGUGCUGAUCAUGUGAAUGGACAUGCAAAUGCUUCUGGCCAUAGUCUCCGUGGCAACCACUAUUAUGGUAGUGAGGAUUUUUCCCGUGAGCAGAGCGCUGCAAAAAGAGUUAGGAAGCCUACGCGAAGAUACAUUGAAGAACUUUCAGAAACAGAUGAAAAACAGCAAAAUGACAAGUUAAUGAUCCCUUCAAAAGAUCAGAGGUUGUCUGAAAAAUCCGAGGUCAGGUCUAUUAGCGUCUCCUCAGGGAAGAGAGUUGUCGUCACCAGGAUGGUAUCUUUUGCUGGAUCUGAAAUUGAGGUUCCUUAUGUUUCUCAUGUUAGGAGAAGCCGUCCAAGAGAGAACAUUAUGGCUCUUAUGGAAUGUCAUUCCAGUUGGUCGGAAGCUAAAGCUAGUGCAGCAGAGAGUAGCCUCAAUCUGAGCCCAUCUCAGUUAAGCAGUGAGGUUUUGAACCGAGAUUCGGUUUUACAGAAAGAAUUUGGUACUAGUCACAAUAACGAGGAGCAGAACCUCAUUGAGGUUGAUCAAGACAUGGAGCCAGAGCACAUAGACUCAUCUGGGAAUAGCUCGGAUGACAGUAAUAACGUCGGCGCGCAAACUAUGCAAGGUAAUGUAGUUAGAAGGAAGCAUCAUCGAGCUUGGACCCUGUCUGAGGUUACAAAACUAGUCGAAGGUGUAUCUAAGUAUGGAGCCGGGAAGUGGUCUGAAAUCAAAAAGUUUUCGUUUUCAUCUUACUCGUAUCGUACCUCUGUAGAUCUCAAGGACAAAUGGCGAAAUCUUCUCAAAGUAAGCUUUGCUCACAGUCCCUCAAACAACACGGGAAGUCUUAAGAAACAUGGGUCGAUGUACAUUCCUACGGAGAUUCUGUUACGCGUAAGGGAGCUCGCGGAGAAGCAGUCACUGUUUCCACCGAUAAGCAACAGAACGGAAAAGGAAACAAGAUCCAACUUCUUGUAG
This is a messenger RNA of Arabis nemorensis, 1863 nucleotides long. The record is from the annotation of a GenBank genome assembly. NCBI's taxonomy places the organism in Eukaryota, Viridiplantae, Streptophyta, Magnoliopsida, Brassicales, Brassicaceae.